CACAAGAAUGCUUACAUUCGUUGCUUCCUGCAUCCGAUGGGUCAUGUCCAGUGAACUCGUCGCAGGGUCGAAUAAGAGGCUAUACACGACAAGCAAGGAAAAGAGUUUCUUCGAUGAUUCGAUACCGAGUACAAAACCGUUGCUGGAAGUUAAAGAUCGAGACGACAUGGAGAGAAGUCGCAGUGAUUUUUAUUCGAAAGGAAGUCCCAUAAAAGUAAAGGUGAAGAUGACAAAGCAAGAAGCUGCUCGGUUGCUUUCUAAGUGUAAAGAUGGGGGGGUUCUUGAAUUCAGAGAUGUGGCUGAGGCGAUUGCGAACCUCCCGAUGGACCGAGUCAAUGUUGUGAAUCCUGAUAGCUUGGCAGAGCACUCGCAGUUGGCUGAAUCCGCGGAUUCUCGAUCAGUUUCUUAUUGUAUGUCGAAACAUACAUAUACUACCUAA
Messenger RNA from Hibiscus syriacus, 439 nucleotides. RefSeq lists its product as uncharacterized. The record is from RefSeq and is a predicted model, not a curated record. The transcript has a single exon. Bases 8 to 439 code for a protein of 143 amino acids. Lineage: Eukaryota; Viridiplantae; Streptophyta; Magnoliopsida; Malvales; Malvaceae.